AUGGCUGAGCGCAAUAGUGGUCUUACCCUCUCCCGUAAAAAGACUUAUUUACACCAUUUGUUGUCUAAGAAGCUGGGGUCGCUGUCGGUGCUGAGCGCCAUCUCGAGCCACGCGGACGUGCGGCGCGCGCUCACCGACCUGGGCGCCGUGCCGCUGCUGGUGCGCAUCCUGGCGGAGCCCUCGCGCCACCUGCAGAUGCUCGCGGCGCGCACCAUUGCCAACGUGGCGCGC
Molecule: messenger RNA, 231 nt
Organism: Gryllus bimaculatus (two-spotted cricket)
Lineage: Eukaryota; Metazoa; Arthropoda; Insecta; Orthoptera; Gryllidae
Source: the annotation of a GenBank genome assembly